CUGCGCCCUCCCCGGGGCGGGGCUGGGAGCGGUCGUUGCCCGCCCGCAGCAUCCCGUCUCCGGGCAACGCUUGGUGCCUCGGCCCGCCCGCAGCGCCAUGGCCCGCCCGGCGGUCGAGGGCAGCCCCGCUCCCCGCACCAGCGACUGGUACCGCACCAGCCCCGGCCUGCCCGGCCGCUUCCAGCAGCCCGCAUGCUUCCGCGGAUACGGGCAGCCCGAGCGUCACCCACUGUACCGGACCUCCAACGGCGAGUACGGCAGCAGAGCCCCCACGGUGCACGACGUGCCGACCUCCUUCCACGUCACCUCCCAUGCCUUCACAGACGCCCUGGGGCAGUGUGGCAUGUACCGGGACAAUGGGCUCAACACUGGCCUGGAGAAGAGCCGCGUCACCGGCACAGCCAACUUCAUCACUGCCUGUGACCACCUCAACUUCCACCCCAGCUACAACCCCAGUGGCCCAUCCUUCUGUUAGACCUGCAGCAGCACAAUGUGCAGCUUGCUGCUGGCUGCCUAGAUCAAACCCAGAACCUCGCCCCCAAAACAUGACCAAGCAGGUAACAGCACUGACCUUAUCCUAAACUGCUGCUGAGCCUCACCUGAGAGUGUGACAGGAGGUGCCACACUACAUGAGUGUAUGUGCUACACGAGGUCACAGGCUGCUUCAUCACACACAAAGCAAGUUUGUGUUAUGGCUGUGCCCUUUGCUAGGGACCAGGGACUCCAUUAGAGCCCCAAGCCACCUCUCCUGAUUGCAGACAUUGAGUGUCACAGCUGUUAUCACCGAGGAGAACUAAACCAUUAUAGACCAUCAAGAAACAACUGCUGUGGCACAACAGUCAGCAGCAGGUAACACACUUAACCACCCCGAGCAGGAUUUAAGGACCAUUUUUCUCCUAACCAUAGGAGAAACCCCAACACUUCAGCUUGGUCAUGUGAGCCUUGCUAUUGCAGUGUGACGAUCAGCCACAAACCCAGCAGGUUAAAGGUAACAGCAAUCCCCCCCAACCCAAACUGCUCUAUGUAUGGUUUUCUCUCAGCAAGGUGACAAAUUCAGUUCUGGAGGGGCAAGCAGCUUACAUCUGUGUUUAUCCAAACUGAGUUCAGUCAUUUAUUGGGAAAAAAAAAUCCCCCAAACACCUAGAGCCACUUUAGUUCUAGAUGAGAAUAAUAAUUGAUAUCCAGAAUGAUUAGGAGUAAUGACUGAUAAAUGCCACUUCAACAGCUCCUAUGAACCAUUUUACUUCCUGGGCAGCAUGCAGUCAUCAAUACCAGAGCUAUAUCCACUGCAUCUCUGUCACACCUGAUCCUUUAAAUUCUUGGCUCAUGCACCACAGCCCAUUAAAAUUCCAGAUUCUUAA
This is a messenger RNA of Pogoniulus pusillus (Red-fronted tinkerbird), 1361 nucleotides long. It is a transcript of the gene PIERCE1, whose product is annotated as piercer of microtubule wall 1. NCBI's taxonomy places the organism in Eukaryota, Metazoa, Chordata, Aves, Piciformes, Lybiidae. Gene Ontology annotation, biological process: axoneme assembly. Gene Ontology annotation, cellular component: axonemal microtubule. The record is from RefSeq and is a predicted model, not a curated record. Bases 98 to 475 code for a protein of 125 amino acids. The transcript is spliced from 3 exons.